AUGGGGGCCCUCACCGUGGUGGGCAGUGCCGUGGGGGCCUUCAUCAUGUGGAUGGCGGUGCUCAGUCCUUGUCCGCUGCUGGUUCAUGGUGUUUGGGGCGGAGUCUUGAUGGUGGGGGCCUGGGUGGUGUUCGUGCUCGCACUGUCCUACGUGAAAGUGAUGGUGGGUGUGAUACUGCGUGACGAGGGCCACAGCGCCCUGGUGUGGUGUGGGGCGGUGGUGCAGCUCGGAUCUCUGCUCGGAGCCGUCACUAUGUUUCCUGUGGACUUCAUCCGUGAGUUGGUGGGGAAGUUGGACGGCAUGCACAAAGAGGAGGAACUGCAGACUUCUGGCAUCGAGCAUCCGGUCAUCUCCCACAGCCACUACCGCCACGAGCCGUACCACUUCAACCAAGACCAGCAGCAGCAGCAGCCCACACGGGGCCCCCACAAGACCCUCUAG
Molecule: messenger RNA, 441 nt
Organism: Knipowitschia caucasica
Lineage: Eukaryota; Metazoa; Chordata; Actinopteri; Gobiiformes; Gobiidae
Source: the annotation of a GenBank genome assembly